Messenger RNA from Aplosporella prunicola CBS 121167, 1853 nucleotides. RefSeq lists its product as uncharacterized. Lineage: Eukaryota; Fungi; Ascomycota; Dothideomycetes; Botryosphaeriales; Aplosporellaceae. Bases 429 to 1853 code for a protein of 474 amino acids. The transcript has 3 exons. Gene Ontology annotation, cellular component: membrane. The record is from RefSeq and is a predicted model, not a curated record.
CGAUGUGUGCACCUACUCGAGUACUCGUACCUACCUAGGAGUAUGGGACGGGCCGGCCGCCUCGCGCGGAAUCGAAAAGCGAAAUCUCUGCCGUGCCUGGUGGUGGUGGUGGUGGUGAUGACGAAUAGCAGGCACGUCAUUGGGUCGUGAUGACUACUCUACUAGAUGCUAAUGUUUGCUGGCGGCGGCGGCGGUGGCGGUGUGCGGCUGUUGCGGCUCUGUUUGUCUUUGUCUUGUUCUUGUCCUUCUUCUUCUUCUUCUUUUCUCCUGAAGUGCUUGGACGUACUUAUCCCUAUUCUGAGGUUUGACACAGGCUAGUGCCGUAGGAACCGGCACCUUCUUUUCUUUCUUCUUCUUCUGGACUGGACUGGAACGAACACCUCGCCGCCCACCUACACACGUGCGCGCAUAUCAAACAACGAGCGAGCAUGGCGCGAUCGUCGUCAGAAAAGAGCAAGGCAGACCAAGGCGAAGAUGGCAGCGGAGACGGAGGCCAGACACCUCCGCAGCCCGUCGGGUUCUGGGACCCGCAGCUCCAGCCCGUCCGCCGCGCUGCGGUCAAGAAAUGGCUGCUCACGACCGCGGUGCUGAUGGCGCUGAUCUUGGGCGUGCUUUCUGUCUACUGGGCCGUGUUCAAGCACCUCCCGCGCAACCUCUCCUCCCUCGUCGUCUACGUCGUCGACAUGGACGGCGUCGCGCCCUACGACAACACCGGCCACGACCCCCUAGUAGGCAACACGAUAACGGCGCUCGCGCACGAAACCGUCGCGCAAGGCAACACGCUAGGCUUUGGAGUAAUGCCCGCUAGCGCCUUCAACAACGACCCCCUAGAAGUCCGGCGCGCCGUCUACAACUGGGACGCCUGGGCCGCCAUCAUCGUCAACCCCAACGCGACAGCGCUGCUGUACCAGGCCGUCGAGACCGGCAACGCCAGCUACGACCCCCUGGGCGCGUGCCAGUUCGUGUUCCAGGACGCGCGCGACGACACGACGUACUACGACUUCAUCCUACCGGUGACGACGGCGUUUAUGCGCGAGGCCGUCGCGCGCGUAGGGAUGCAAUGGGCAGGGCUCGCGCUCGCGAACGCGUCGACGCCCCAAGCCCUCGCGAACCUGCGCGCGGCGCCCCAGGCGCUGAGCCCUGGCAUCGGGUCCACUGAGUACAAUCUCCGCCCGUUCUGGCCCUACGAGGCCAUCCCCGCCGUCAGCAUCGGCCUGAUCUACCUGAUCAUCGUGUCCUUCUUCAGCUUCUCCUUCUACCUGCCCAUCCACAUGACGUAUCUGGCCGGGCGGGCACCGCUGCGCUUCCGGCAGCUGAUUCUGUGGCGCUGGGGCGCGACCAUGGUGGCGUAUUUCUUCCUGUCGCUGGCGUACUCGCUCAUCAGCCUGGCCUUCGGCAUCAAUUUCGGCGCGCGCAACCCCGUCACUAGCCACACGGAGCCGACGGACAUCGCGUUCGGCAACCCCAACGCUUACGGCCAUGCCUCGUUCGUCGUCUACUGGAUGCUCAAUUUCCUGGGCAUGGCGGCGCUGGGCCUGGCGUGCGAGAACGCGGCCAUGGCCGUCGGCCAGCCGUGGAUGGGCGUCUUCCUUAUCUUUUGGGUCAUCUCGAACGUCGCGACUGGCUUCUACGAUAUCGAUAUCGAGCCUGCGUUUUUCCGCUGGGGCUAUGCCUGGCCGCUGCAUAAUGUCGUCGAAGGCAGCCGCCAGAUCCUCUUCGACUUGCACUCCCGGCUCGGCCUGAAUUUCGGCAUCUUGAUCGCCUGGACAGUCGUCAAUACCGCCCUGUUCCCGUUCAUGUGCUACUGGAUGCGGUUCAAGAAACAGCGCGGGAUUAAAGAGUAUUGGGGCUAG